Messenger RNA from Neolamprologus brichardi, 828 nucleotides. Its product is annotated as carbonyl reductase [NADPH] 1-like. The record is from RefSeq and is a predicted model, not a curated record. Gene Ontology annotation, molecular function: carbonyl reductase (NADPH) activity. NCBI's taxonomy places the organism in Eukaryota, Metazoa, Chordata, Actinopteri, Cichliformes, Cichlidae.
AUGUCGACCAAGGUUGCCGUGGUCACCGGCAGUAACAAAGGCAUCGGUCUGGCCGUCGUCCGAGCGCUUUGCAAGCAGUUCAAUGGAGAUGUUUACGUCACCUCCAGAGAUGUAGGUCGGGGUGAGGAAGCAGUGAAGACUUUGAACUCAGAGGGACUCAAACCCAAGUUCCACCAGCUGGACAUCAAUGACUUGAACAGCAUUAAAAACGCUGCUGCCUACUUUAAAGGGAAGUAUGGAGGAGUGGACAUUCUCAUCAAUAAUGCUGGAAUAGCAUUCAAAGCGUCAGACACAACUCCCUUUGGUGUCCAGGCAGAGGUGACCCUGAGGACAAACUUCUUUGCCACCAGAGACGUGUUGACUCACUUCUUGCCACUCGUCAAAGCUGGAGGGCAUGUGGUGAACGUCUCCAGCAUGCUUAGCGCCAGCGGUUUGAAACAGUGCAGCCCAGAACUCCAGCAACGUUUCCGCAGUGAGGACAUCACAGAGGACGAGCUGGUGGCACUGAUGCAACGAUUUGUUGAUGAGGCCAAGAAAGGAGAACACAAGCAAGGCGGCUGGCCUGAUAUGUCGUAUGCAGUAUCCAAAAUUGGAGUGACGGUACUAUCCAUGAUUCAUGCUCGUCGUCUGUCUAAGGAGAGACCAAAAGAUGGGAUCUUGAUUAACGCAUGCUGUCCAGGGUGGGUACGCACUGAGAUCGCUGCGCCAGGAGCCCCAAAGUCACCAGAUGAGGGCGCCAUAACACCGGUCUACCUGGCCCUGCUUGCCCCCGGAGCCACUGAGCCUCAUGGAAAGUAUGUCUCCGAUAAGGAAGUUCAGCCAUGGUGA